AUGUCUGACAACGACACAGCAUACUGGAGGGCAGUGAUUGACCCCUACAGGCAGGGGAGCGAGGCGCGCGCGAAGCUCCUCAGUCGCACUGAUACGGUGAAAGGGGUGACGGAGAGGUUCUCCGAUAUCAGUCAUGUCGUUGCCAAUCAGGCGAAGGAGGAGAGGACAGACUUCCUGGGCGGGCUAUCAAGGACCGCUCGCAUCAGUCGUGAGCUUUGCCAAGUGCCGAAGGAUGAAAGGCGGGCAUACAUCGACAGUCUGGACGCAGAGCACAAGCAAUUGCCGCAAGGAUCCGAAAAAUGGAAGGAGGAAAGACUGCAAAUGCACAUGUGGCUGGCUCAUGCCGAUGAAGCAACGGGGUACUUGACCGCGCACAAAGUCCCGAUACAUGCGGAGUGGCAAAAUGAGCACUGGAGAGUGAAUUCCGAGGAGGAGACAGCCUACACCGCUCUGCUCAAAGAACAAGCCGAGCAGGAAGUCGAGGAUGAUCGGGACCCUGAAAAGGCGAAGGAGGCGAAAGCAAGACUCAAGAAGCUGAAGAAGGCGAACGCAAGACUGCGAACGCUCGCGACGAGGAUGGAGAUUGCGCACACAUUGUACACAUUCGUUCGAGCAGGGCUGGGGAUGGGCGGAGAUGGAACUCACAAGCCGUGGGAGCUGGACUCCACAUGGUGCGAUACGCCGCGCAAGAUUUCCGCCAUUCCCGAUCUCAAGAAGGAGAGGAAAGAAGAGCUUCUGGAACUGAGAUUACGCGCUACGUCUGGAUCGGGCGGGUCUGGCACCGGAGCAGACACUGGCACGGAGGUCACUGUGUAUCUUCAUGGUGAUCUACCCGAGGCACGCCUGAUGUCGGAUCAUUCCAUGUACGCCAUGCAUGAGGACAACGAUCCGCUUCCGAGCGAGGCCAUGGACGAGGACGGACGGAAGGAGACGCGCACUUUCUACGAGACGCAAUUGAGAGAUCUGCAGGCUACCGUCGGACAAUCUGCGGCGAAGGCGGACAAAGACUCGAUACUGGACGCUCAAGCAAGUGUCUGUGUCUGCCUGAUGACGGAAGCCGAUGUCCUGAUCAACUCCUGGCAGAACAAGUUUGCCGAGCACCUGAGGCCGGGUGAGACUCGUGCCAAAUUCGGAGCCAACUCGGACGGGACCCGCAGCGAAAAGGACGCAAUCGACAUGUGGAGGUUCAAACGAGCCAUCAGGGAUGCGGAAGUGGCUUGCAUGAUCUACAAGGGAAGCGAGCUGAUACGUUCGGACCCGGGGAGUGGCGCACAGUGUGACACGUGUGACGCAGGCGACAGAUGCGCUGAGCAUUGGUGGAGACGACCUACGGCUCCCGGUAUGAGCAGAUACCUCAAGGACCAGGGAGCACCCAGGAUUGCACCUCGCGCCGCCGGGCGAUGUCUCUCCAGCGGGCUCACGCAGCAGCUAUGA
This is a messenger RNA of Dioszegia hungarica, 1434 nucleotides long. RefSeq lists its product as uncharacterized. The record is from RefSeq and is a predicted model, not a curated record. The transcript is spliced from 3 exons. NCBI's taxonomy places the organism in Eukaryota, Fungi, Basidiomycota, Tremellomycetes, Tremellales, Bulleribasidiaceae. The coding region runs from base 1 to 1434 and encodes 477 amino acids.